AUGAUAAAAAACGAAAUGGAGAAUGGCGGCGGCGACGCCACCAAUGUGUCACCGACCAAACUCAUGGUCAAUUACAUACCUGAGUUGAUGACACGAGAUAUGAUGUACGCUCUCUUCUCCGCUAUGGGCAAGAUUGAAAGUUGUAAACUUAUAGCUAAUCGCGGCUAUGGCUUCGUCGAGUACGAAAAACACGAGGAUGCUGAGAAGGCGCGGACCGCUUUUAACGGUCUACUCAUGCAGGGCAAGACUCUAAAAGUAUCAUUUGCAUUACUCAACCCAGAGAACAAGGUCAGCCACAAGCCUGACACGGAAUCUAAUCUUUAUAUUAGCAAUCUACCUCCAGACAUGACGUUAGAGCGUCUUAAUACUAUGUUCAGUCAAUUCGGUUCGAUAACGAACAGUCGGGUGUCACAAGGCAUCGGGUUCGUGUGUUUUGACAACCGGCAGCAGGCUGAGGAAGCCAUAAAACAUAUGAACGGACAAUCACCAAUCCCUGGCGCGGGAGCUAUUGUAGUGAAGUUUGCCAACAAGCCGAAUGCCAAUAAAAAUGCGCCGCGGCCUGCCCCUCGGGUAGGAGUAGGAGCUGCACCCAUUGCAUACAACGGCGCGGCUGCAGUGUUCAACGGUACCACACCUACAGCCUUCAACGGCACCAACCUCAGUGCUGCUUUUGGUACAAGGCCUGCUGCAUUCACGCCGGGAUUCCCACAGGCCUCACCCCCUCCACUGCUACCAUCUCCGGGCAAGGCUUUACCUUUCAUCAAUAAAGGUCAGCAAAGGUUCAACCCAAUGGCUGCCACCAACCACACACCGCUGCCGCUGCUCGGCGCGCCUGCCAGUCCAGUGCCGCUCUUGGGAGCGGCACCUGCUCCACACCAGACCACAGUGUAUGUAUACAACAUUGGUGAGGACACUGAGGAGCUGGCUCUAUGGCAACUCUUCGGUCCUUAUGGAGCUAUUGAUUCCAUUAAGGUUAUUAAAGAUCCUGAGACAAAGAAAAACAAAGGUUUUGCAUUUGUCAACAUGCGUGAGUACGAUGAGGCCGCUAUGGCUAUUCAGGCACUCAAUGGAUACACGCUCAAUGGACAGGUUCUCUCAGUUAGCUUUAAGACUCAGAAGAGAAAUAAUUAA
Messenger RNA from Arctia plantaginis, 1131 nucleotides. Lineage: Eukaryota; Metazoa; Arthropoda; Insecta; Lepidoptera; Erebidae. The record is from the annotation of a GenBank genome assembly.